Molecule: messenger RNA, 406 nt
Organism: Effrenium voratum
Lineage: Eukaryota; Dinophyceae; Suessiales; Symbiodiniaceae
Source: the annotation of a GenBank genome assembly
CCCUCCAUUUGACGCGUGGAACCCGUGUUCGCUAUGGGCCGAGCGAAGCCCCUCAGCGGCGAAUCGGUGAAGCUGCUGUUGCAAGGGGAGAUCGCCCCUGACGAUGGCCCUUGGCGCGCAACGCCAGGCGACCGCUUCGGCAAGAGCAGCUUCAAGGUCUACGAGGCCGCCGGGUUUCAGCAGGUGCCGCCCUACCUGCUGGUUUGGCUCCAUGGCAUGGACAAUGGCAGCAUCGAGCCGGGCUACCUGGCGAAGAUCCAAAGUCGGCUCCAGCAUCGGGUGAUCUUUAUGGUACCCAUGAGCCCGCAGACCACCGAGGACGGGCUCCACUUCAACUGGGGCUGCGCCUUCAGAAAGAAGGAGAACAAGAAGCAGCUAGGCUACGUCUUCGGGCAACUUCACGAGG